Molecule: messenger RNA, 777 nt
Organism: Astrephomene gubernaculifera
Lineage: Eukaryota; Viridiplantae; Chlorophyta; Chlorophyceae; Chlamydomonadales; Astrephomenaceae
Source: the annotation of a GenBank genome assembly
GCAGGGGCAGGGGGAGGCGGGGCGGCGGCAGCAGCAGCAGCAGUUGCAGCAGGCGCUGCUGUGUGGCCCCGGGGAGGUGGGGCACCUUGCCGUACAGCUGCUGAGGAUGCUGUACGACACGUGGGCUGCGCUGGAGGCCAUGGGGGCGUACCGGCGGAGAGGCACCGUUGGCAGGGAUAACGACCUGGUCCACACGGACCGGGUGCUGUGUCGGGCGCUAACCAAGGAGCUGGCGUUCAAGGAGCCGGGCAACAUUGUGAUGCUGCUGCAGUGCCUGCCCCCUGCCGCUGCUGUGAGGCUGCUGGUGUGUGUGCUGGGGGAGGCGGCGCACAAGCGUACGGACGGCGGCCAGAUGUCGGGUCGGCUGCGGGACGUGGUGGACUACUACAUUGACAAGGGGGUGGGGCAGGGCGCGGCGCCAAAGGCCCUGGCCUCGGACGCGCUGCGCUACCUGGUGGAGGAGGCCGCCAACCCGCACCACCACAACAGCGGCUCCAACUGGACAUGGGCUGCCGCUGCCAUACGGUUCAACAACCUGCCGUACAGGUGUGGUGGGCUGGCGCUGCUGGUGCCGCUGCUGGCGGCGGCGGCGCUGCAGCAGGCAGCGCAGGAGCAGCGGAGGCUGGCGGCGGCGGCAGGGGCUGCUGACGGCACGGGUUGUGACGAGGAUGAGGAGGAGGGGGGGUCCAGGGCCGCGGCGGCGGCAUGGGCAGCGGAGGCGGCGGCGGUUGCGGAGCUGUACCGCCGGGCGGUGGAGAGGCUGGAGGCGGAGGGGGC